ACAUUUUCAUUGCCAGUCGGUGGCUGGCCCGAAAUGGUCAAAAGCCAAGCAGCAACUCCACAGUUAACAGUUAACAGUCCGUGCUAACAGAGUCCUGUUGAGUCCUUCGAGUUCGAAAGGAUACGAGACGAAUCGAAUCGAGACCGAACCCCAAUCGAAUCCGAGUGUGUGGGCGUGCGCUUCGUUUAGGGUGUGUUCUCCGUGUGUAAUCGCAUUUGUGUGUCAUUUGGUUCUGUGCUCGGUCGGUAGUCACUUGACCCAGUUGGAGGUCCGGACAACUGUGAGGACCUUUUUAAUGUGCCAAUACAUUUGGGCCAUACACUGGAUAGACACAUCGCACACCCAACGAGCAAGGAGUGGCCACGUCCUUUGGAAACCCGUUGAGUGUCUUGUAUGGCUGCUGCUUCUACUCACUUGAUUUGGUUUGGUUUGGUGUGAUGUCAGUGUUGUGACCGCCGCUUGAGCUUCACGGGCAUCCGCAGACCAACACGGAACUUACAUAAUGUGCUUGAUUCGUAUCUAGAGUGUUGAGCACCGGAAAAGCCCAGCCAAACCGCCUGCAAAAUGUUCUCCUGCUGCCGCUCGAACCCCAAGGCGGGCAAGAAGUUGAAGGAUAAAGGGAACGCGGUGGAGGAGGAGGAGAACGGAGUACAGGCCACCGAAAAGGCGGAAGAAGCCCAGCUGAAUGGCAAGCCAGGCACUCCGAAGGAGGAGCCACAACCUGUGAAACCAGAAAAGGAGCCCUUGGAAGCGGAUAAUCCCGAGGAUGAAGCCAGCACCCAGCCAAACACUGCCCAACCAACUCAGUCUGAAGCGGCUAGCAAAUCACCACCAGCAAGUCCAGCACCAGCACCUGUACCAGUUGCAGACGCAAAAACAGUUCCCGCACCCAAAGAACCGGAGCCACUGGCCCGCUCCACGCACUCUUCCACAUCCACGGCACCACCUGCUUCGAUGACCAGCGGCGAGGCGGAGGAGGCGGAUGAAGUGGUGGUGGCGGCAGUCACUCCAACCACACCGCCUCCACAGCCGCCGCCCACCAAGAGCUGCCUGUCCAGGCACAACUCCACACAUCAGUCGAUCAAGAAGAAGGUGAACAUCAGCAACCGGGCGGAGAUCAUCGAGCCGGAUCCACUGCCACUGCUCCUGCUGGCCAGCCAGAAUCAGGGCUCCCUGCUGGACGACGACGAGGUGUUCUCCGACUCCCUGCCUCCGCCCAAACGGGAGAGCAUGUGUGCGCCCUACAUCGAGGGGGAUGUCGUCUCGGAAACACUGUUCUUUGCCCACGGCUUGCCCUCCUGGUUCGACGACGAGCGCCUGAACGACAUCGGCUGCAUCGAGCCACCGGUCACGCCGGUGGGACGCGACGAGCUGGAGCUGAAGCGCCAGCGUCUCUACACGGAGCUCCUGCGGGCCGCCCAUGCGGCUGUGGAGCAUAGCGUGGCCGUGCGGGAUAACGAGCCGGAAGCCAAGCCCUCGGCCGCCGCAGACCACUUGGAGAGCAUUUGCGAGCGACUGGAGACCCUCGUCGACCGAUUGGAACGGACUCUAACAGCGCCACAGCCGAUAGAACUGCCCACGCCCACACUCCCGCCCCCGCCAGCCGAAGAAGAAGAAGUUGAGGAAGCUCUUCCAGUUUUUGAGAAAGCAGAAACACCACCUCCACCGCUUUCGCCGCCCAGCAGCAACAUGAGUGUCGCCGGAUUCGAGGACAUUGUGGCGGGUCCGCUGAGCCAAUACCUAGCCCUCUCCGCCAAAAUUGGCGGCGAUGUGGCGCAGCAUGCGGAGCUUGUAAAGAGCGCCUUUGGUUCCCAACUGCAGUAUGUGACGCUGGCCACUCAGAUUGCCCAGCCGGCGCAGCCCAAGCAGGCGGAGCUCCUGAAGCCGACCUCGACGCAGAUCAGCGCCAUCCAGGACUUCCGCGAGAAGCACCGCUCCUCGCCCUUCUUCAACCACCUGUCGGCCAUCAGCGAAAGCAUUCCCGCCUUGGGCUGGGUGUGCGUGGAGAAGACCCCGGGUCCUUAUGUCAAGGAGAUGAACGACGCCGGCCAGUUCUACACGAACCGCGUGCUCAAGGAGUGGAAGGAGAAGGAUGUCACGCAUGUGGAGUGGGCCCGCAGCUGGGUACAGACGCUCACCGAACUGCAGGCCUACAUCCGGCAGUACCACACCACGGGCUUGGUGUGGUCCGGCAAGGGAGCGGCCCCCGCCGGAGGUGCCCCGCCACCACCGCCACCCGGUGGUCUGCCCCCACCGCCACCCAUGCUGGAUCUGAGUGCCCUCAAGCUGGACAGCGCCGGAGAUGAUCGCAGCGCCCUAUUCGCCCAGAUCAACCAGGGUGCCGACAUUACCAAGGGCUUGAAGAAGGUCACUGGAGACAUGCAGACCCACAAAAAUCCAUCUCUGCGCACUGGACCGGCUCCGUUCAAAUCGCCAGCCCAAUCGGGCGGCAGCAAGGCCGUUGCUGCUCCAGCGCAAGCCAAGGCGCCCGUUUUCGAGCGUGACGGAAAGAAGUGGAUCAUCGAGUACCAGAAGAACAACACCGGUCUGCUGGUGGAGAACGCCGAGAUGAACAACGUGGUGUACGUGUUCAGGUGCGAGGGAUCCACUCUGACCGUCAAGGGCAAGGUGAACAACAUCGUCUUCGAUUCCUGCAAGAAGUGCUCCCUGCUGUUCGACUCCGUGGUGGCCUCCGUGGAGUUCGUCAACUGCCAGAGCGUGCAGAUGCAGGUGCUCGGCUCGGUGCCGACGGUUUCGAUCGACAAGACCGACGGAUGCCAGAUGUAUCUGUCCAAGGACUCGCUGGGCGUGGAGAUCGUCAACUCCAAGUCCUCCGAGAUGAACAUCCUGUUGCCCGACGACAGCGGCGAUUAUACCGAGUUGGCUUUACCGGAGCAGUAUAAGACCACGAUUGCCGGCAAGACCCUCAAGACUGUGUGCGUGGACAGCCUCGGCUAAUGCGGUUCGCCUCCUCGGGCAUCCAAUUCGUUGCUUUUCCAACUGUCAUCUGCUGAUGAGCAAGCAUUAGCCAGUCAGCAAUCAUAAUUGUAUUUAAUCUAAGUGCAAAGUUUUCGAAAUUCAGAGAUAUUUAGAUCGAACUCUUCGUAUGAUGAUGUUGCCAAACUUUGCUGUCCACUGGCUUGUGGAAAGUAUUUAUAUAAUUUAUUUCGAUGGAAAAGCGAUGGCCACAAAACCGAACCCAAUGUAUUUAUAUCGAGAGUGUGUAAUGAGAAACUGAGCACGAAAUUCGAACUUUUUGAGCGGACUCUACUCGAUCAUCAGAUGUAACUCCUUUUUAUAUUCUAUUUAAUAAAAUUUAAACUUUUUUAUCAGA
Messenger RNA from Drosophila erecta, 3334 nucleotides. It is a transcript of the gene capt, whose product is annotated as adenylyl cyclase-associated protein 1. Gene Ontology annotation, biological process: cell morphogenesis; cytoskeleton organization; regulation of adenylate cyclase activity. Gene Ontology annotation, cellular component: cytoplasm. The record is from RefSeq and is a predicted model, not a curated record. Gene Ontology annotation, molecular function: actin binding; adenylate cyclase binding. Lineage: Eukaryota; Metazoa; Arthropoda; Insecta; Diptera; Drosophilidae. The transcript has 7 exons. Bases 565 to 2958 code for a protein of 797 amino acids.